AUGAAGCAUCGAGGUCAACAGGGCGGUUUGAAAGGUGGUCGGGGAACGGGGGAUGUGCAGAGUUUCAAAAGGUUGCUCCAAGGUCCCGGAAAUGACGGCGCCCACAACGGUCAAGCGUGGGAUAUCGGCAAGCCGCGGCGGAGAAUCAAAUUUCACAAGGCCCGCAAAGUCGAGAACGGCUUCGUUUCUUUGUCAACUGGCACGACCAAAGGCCCGUGCCCUGCGUCGGGCUGCUUGGGAGGCGUCGUUGCCGGCCCCCUGACAGGAAAGAAGGCCCGAGAGCGUUUCAGUGAGGCCAUGGACAAGGAUGCUGCAGCGCCUGGCUUGCCAACGCCGGAGAAAGGCAUCUUCCCGGAAUCAAAGAUUCAUCCCCUGAUGACCUGGAUCCGCGUGGAGCGUGUGGGUCCGGGCCUCUACAACCUGGGGAACACUUGCUUUCUGAACGCCACCUUACAGUGCUUGGCGUACCUGCCCCCGCUCGCGCAGUACUUUCUGAGCAAAAAGGAGGAGGAAAGGGUGCCGUCCGUGCUCUCCCCUGGGGCCGGGCAGGGACAUCGCGGAGGGGGCCAGGCCCGGGGGGGCUGGCUGGGCCUUGUGCGGGACUUGAUCGCCAACAUGCACACGGGCUCAGGGGCCGGAGGCGGGGAUCGGGGCGACGGCCUGGCCCGGCGGGAGGGCGGCCGGAGCCCGAUCUCACCCAAGGCGAUCGUCGGGAACCUGAAGGCCCUGAACCGGCAUUUCCGGGUCGGUCGGCAGGAAGACGCGCACGAGUUCCUCCGUCACCUGCUGGACGCGCUUCAGAGCGGUUGCCUCCAAGCCGCCAGGGUCAAGAGCAACGCCCCAGGCCGGCUGGCGGAGACCACCUUCGUGCACCGGAUCUUCGGGGGCUAUUUGCGCUCUCAGGUCCGCUGCACCCAGUGCGGGCAUUGCAGCAACACCUACGACAAUUUCCUGGACCUGUCGUUGGAGAUCCACGGGAAGGUGGGUCGGCUCGAGGAGGCGCUCGCCCGCUUUACGGCCGUGGAGACCUUGGACCGAGCAAACCGAUGGAGGUGCCCCGCCUGCAGCCAGCUCGUCUGCGCCCAGAAGCGGCUCAGCUUCCACACCGCCCCCAACGUGUGCACGGUGCAGCUCAAGCGCUUCAUGUUCGGAUCUCGCAGCAGCAAGCUGAGCAAGAACGUGGCCUACCCAGAGAGCCUGCGCCUGAGCCUGUCCGGGCCCGAGGGCUCGGCCCGCUACCGGCUGGCGGGGGUCCUCGUCCACGCCGGCGCCUCCGUGAACAUGGGCCACUACUACUCCCUGGUCAAGGCGGCCAACGGCUGUUGGUACGAGAUGGACGAUGCCCAGGUCCGGCAGGUGGGCCUGCCCACGGUCUUGCACCAGCACGCCUAUCUCCUCUUCUACGUGAAGGUGGGGCCAUCGCCGCCCCCCGCGCUGGACAGGCGGGGUCGCGACGAGGAGGAGAAGGAGGGCGAGAAACGACUGGCGAAAACCUCCCCAGGACCGGACACGGCGACAACCAGCAACGGCAGCGGUCAAGGCCGGCGCGCGGCCACGCCGGGCUGGAGCGAGGUGGGCUAG
This is a messenger RNA of Nannochloropsis gaditana CCMP526, 1581 nucleotides long. RefSeq lists its product as uncharacterized. The transcript has 2 exons. The coding region runs from base 1 to 1581 and encodes 526 amino acids. The record is from RefSeq and is a predicted model, not a curated record. Gene Ontology annotation, cellular component: cytosol; nucleus. Gene Ontology annotation, molecular function: cysteine-type deubiquitinase activity; cysteine-type endopeptidase activity. Gene Ontology annotation, biological process: protein deubiquitination.